Magnusiomyces paraingens is the source of this 1815-nucleotide messenger RNA. RefSeq lists its product as uncharacterized. Gene Ontology annotation, molecular function: GPI mannosyltransferase activity; alpha-1,6-mannosyltransferase activity. The coding region runs from base 1 to 1815 and encodes 604 amino acids. The transcript has a single exon. NCBI's taxonomy places the organism in Eukaryota, Fungi, Ascomycota, Dipodascomycetes, Dipodascales, Dipodascaceae. Gene Ontology annotation, cellular component: endoplasmic reticulum membrane; mannosyltransferase complex. Gene Ontology annotation, biological process: GPI anchor biosynthetic process. The record is from RefSeq and is a predicted model, not a curated record.
AUGUCGUUGGUUUAUCGUGCUAAAGGCGAGAAACCUACGGCGAAUGAGUUUCUAGAACAUCGCCGGAAUCUCAGAGUGCUCCAGGCCUCUGAGUCACAGCGGCACCACCCGGACCUUGUUUCACAUUUUUCAGCCUCAACCUUUUUCAAAAUACUCGAGCUAUUUCUUAUUGUCAAGGUACUACUAUAUACACUAGUUUACUUUACACCAUAUCUCUACGACACAUCUUCCUCGACAAUCUCACUAUUGUUUAGUUCCGACGGCAGCGACACAAUUUUCGGUGCGCGGCUGGGCCAUCUUAUACGACGGCUUGCCAUUUGGGACCAUGUAUUUUUCAUUUCUUCUGCAGCGACGGAGGUUUUACAUCCUGAUAUUUCGACGCUUUCUCCACUUGUUCCUUUUUUGUACGAACACGAGUGGGCAUUUGGCUAUGCCUGGAUUGCCAUUAUUAAGACAUUUGGGACCAGAUUUUACAACUUGACGGGUAAACAAGGCGACCCUCUGUACUAUUUUUCAGCCGUUGCAAUUAUCAUUUCGACUCUUUGCCAUUUUUUUGCAUGCUUGGCUCUUUACUUUUUGACGUUUAUUGUCUACUCAUCGCCACAAAAACCGUUGCUUCUUCGAAUUUACGACUUUGCCUCAGGGGUGUGCAGUGACGAGACCACCAGUGACGAAGACCAAGAACAAGAAGAAGCCAGCAAACAGCGACGGGUUUUCCUCAAGGGAACGAGUCUUGCCCGGCAUGCAGACUCAAUUGCGCUCAAGACUGCACUUCUUUACACUCUUUCCCCUGCUGGAAUAUUUCUUGCUGCGGGGUACAGCGAGUCAGUAUUUGCAUUCCUGUCGUUUUUAGCACUCAUCAACAGGGAAACCAACCAACCACUUACAGCCGCGCUCUUAUUUUCCUUCACAGCCAUCAUUCGAAGCAAUGGUCUGCUGUGGGGGAUUGUUUACAUCUACGACGCUGUCACGAUUUUACGGAGCUUUUACUAUACGUUUUAUCGCCCCGACAUGCCAAUUGCCAAUUUAAAGAAAAAUAGCCCAUACCAGUCAAAAGCGGUGUUGUCGGCCAAGAGAAAUUGGUACGCUAUCCCGUUACAAAAACACUUUUCCAGGGUGUGCGGCGGUGGAAUGGUACUUGCCGUUUGUUUUUCUGGUGUACAGUACAUUGCGUACAGAGCGUUUUGCGUCGAUGGACCAGAAAAUGGCGCGCCGCCAGCCAAAUGGUGCAAACCGAGCGACCCUAGCCGAGGGCUUCUUCAUGUGCCUCUUAUUUAUAGCUAUAUUCAGGCCAAAUACUGGGGAAUUGGGUUUUUAAAGUACUGGACUUCCAAUAAUAUUGGAAACUUUUUGUUUGCUGUGCCGACCUUGAUUUUGAUUUUGGCUUCAACAAUUUACUAUUACAGACAAAACGAGAGAUAUUGGCGUAUAUCCAUUUCACGGACAGGCCGAGCCCCUGUUAUUCCAAAGACUGCACCGCUAAACAAGCUUAAAAAGAAGAAGAAAGGCAAGACAGUAUCGCAUCAGCCUGACAGAAAGCCUUUGCAAAACACAGCAUUGACAUAUGCGCCAUAUCUGAUGACGCCAUAUCUUCUUGUGGCCGGUACCUUGGCAAUAUCUGCUGUUUUUGUGUGGCAUGUCCAAAUCAUUACUCGUGUGGCCAGCUGCUUGCCGACGAUAUACUGGUAUACUGCGGAGCUUCUUUCGAGCACGCGGGUCAGGGACGUUAAAAUUGGCAAGCUUAUAGUGCGGUAUUUUGUGAUAUGGAUUGUUGUCCAAGGUAUUUUCUUUGCAGCUUUUCUUCCUCCAGCUUAA